Molecule: messenger RNA, 597 nt
Organism: Auanema sp. JU1783
Lineage: Eukaryota; Metazoa; Nematoda; Chromadorea; Rhabditida; Rhabditidae
Source: the annotation of a GenBank genome assembly
AUGACUCCACCAGUGUUUGACUUCGACACUGAAUUUAAGAAGCUGUCCAAAACGUGUUUGAGCAACGAAGAUCAUGAGCAGUUAUGGAACAACACUGUUCAUUAUUAUUUUGCACGCUCAUACAAUCUAUUUUUGAUUCAAGCAGCGCUAGAGAGGAUUGGCCAGACGGAGAUGAGAACGACACUGAACUUCUCGCCACGUCGUAUCUGGAAAUCCUGGGGAAUCCGAGUCACCGAAGAAUCCGGGAGAAUACGCGCUUCUUUUAAGCCCAGUGAAAGCGAACUGGCAUCGGCGAAUACCAUUGAAUCUUACUACAAUCUUGUAGAACCGCGUUACGUAUUUCCCACUGCCGCUAUGAUCCCCGUGGAGGGAAAUAUGACUCCUGCCAUUGCAUUCUUAGACACUCGUUUCCCCUUCAUUCGUGCCUAUUACAGGCAUAGUUUUGAAAAAAUCCUUUAUCGUGAUGGAAGAAAGAUAAAUAGAAAAUUAGUUGAUGACAUGAUUGACAAGUUCGAAGAGAUUGUAUUUAAAUUAAGCGAUACAAUGGAUCCGAUGUUUGGUUAUUCUGGUGAAAAGUCUAAAAACUGUGAUGUAUAA